GUCGGAAAGAUAGACGGUUCACCGAAUCAACCAACCAAACAAAAUUCGUCCUUCCCCACCGUUCUAGCGGACAAAUCUCUGCUAUGCUCGUGUAUAACUUUAGUAUAUAUACGUCCUGUGUUCUCCUCCGGAGUUUUGAAUUAAGCAGAGGCACCAAAACACAAGCUACGUGCAAAGUUCAGCCAGACCUUGAGUUGCUACCUACCUGCUAGACACUACACCAGCAAUGGCCGGAGCAGCAGACGACGUGAAACUGCUGGGCAUGUGGGCGAGCCCGUACGUCCUGCGAGUGCGCCUUGCGCUCAGCAUCAAGGGCAUCCGUUACGAGUACGCGGAGGAGGACCUUCGGCACAAGAGCGAGCUGCUCCUCCGGUCAAACCCCGUCCAUAACAAGGUCCCCGUGCUGAUCCACGGCGGCAAGCCCGUCUGCGAGUCGCUGGUCAUCCUGCAGUACAUCGACGAGGCUUUCGGCGGAGCGGGCCCCGCCCUCCUCCCGGCCGAUCCCCACGAGCGCGCCGUCGCCCGGUUCUGGGCCGCCUUCAUCGAGGACACGCUCGUGAAGGCGAUGAACCAGGCGUCAUGGAGCAAGACGGAGGGGGAGAAGGUGGAGGGGAACAAGCAGGCGACUGCUGCGUUGAGGACGUUGGAGGUAGCCCUGAGGGAUGUCUCCAUGGGGAAGCCCUUCUUUGGAGGCGACAGCGCUGGGUAUGUGGACAUCGUGCUCGGCGGCCUCCUUGCUGGUGUGCGCGCCAUGGAGGCAAUACUGGGCGUCAAGGCCUUCGAACCGGAGACCAUGCCGCUCCUGGCCGCAUGGGCGGACAACUUCGGGGCGCUGGACGCGGUGGCGGCGGUGAUGCCGGACGUGGGCAGGCUGGUGGAGCUCUUCGUGAUGAUGCACGCUCAAAUUGCAACCGAGGCCGCCACAACAAACUAAUUAGAAAAAAAAAUGCCAUUAUAUAAUUUAUUUCAGCCUUUCUCGUGGAAAUUGCACUUCACUUUUUCAUGCUCA
This is a messenger RNA of Hordeum vulgare subsp. vulgare (domesticated barley), 1009 nucleotides long. RefSeq names its product probable glutathione S-transferase GSTU6. Gene Ontology annotation, molecular function: glutathione transferase activity. The transcript is spliced from 2 exons. NCBI's taxonomy places the organism in Eukaryota, Viridiplantae, Streptophyta, Magnoliopsida, Poales, Poaceae. Gene Ontology annotation, cellular component: cytoplasm. The record is from RefSeq and is a predicted model, not a curated record. Gene Ontology annotation, biological process: glutathione metabolic process. Bases 227 to 934 code for a protein of 235 amino acids.